AUGGCACGCAAAAGGGCUGACCCCGAUCGUUUCUUGGAGUACGAAGAAUUCAAAGAUCAUUCUGGUUUUACUAUUUAUGAGGCUGGAGAUUAUAUAGAUUUCUAUUAUGACUAAUAUAGGGGUUGGUUUGAUGAAUUUGGCAAUUACUAUAAUUCAAAUGGUGAACCAACUAAACCAAAUCAAAAUAGCUUGAAGUUUUGGGAUUCAAUCAAAUACAAAUAUGCUCAAGAUGAUAUAGAUGAUUUAUUAAAUUAAUAUGACGGCGGGACUGAGAGUGAUGAUGAUAAUGACGACGAUUUUGAAAGAGAGUACCAUAAUAAAGCACAUAUGGAUAAGCUAAUCAAGAGAUUGAAACAUUAUGGAGAUCAGGAAGAAAUUAAGAUUAGAUUCAGUCAUAAUAAAUGGAAUACAAAAGACAAGGAUAUUAUUUAAUUGAUGGGAGCAUAAAAUGUGAAAUCAGUAUAAUUUGACUUUAAACAUGGCACAAAUUACAAAACUGGAACAGGAACCAUAAUCGCCUUUAACAAAAAGAGUGCUGAGCAAAUCAUUCAAUAACACAACAUUGAAAUUAAUGGUCAAACUAUCUCACUUGAUAUUGAUGCAUUAGAUAUCAACGAUUCUGAUGAUGAAGUGAUUGGUGUUUAGAAAGAAGAUCCAUUAUUAACUAAACCAUAAUAAUAAGUAUAAUAAGUAUAAUAAGUUGAAUAAUAAUAAUAACAUUAAUAAUAAUAAUAAUAAUAAUAAUAAUAACAUUAAUAGUAAUAAUAAUAAUAAUAACCAUAAUAAUAAUAAUAACAAUAACAACAAUAAUAAUAAAAAAAAGCAGAAGUUUGGGAAAAAGAAUUUUUAAUUGUUGAAGGAUUUCCUAAUAAUGAAACCAAAGAGAGUAUUAAAUUAUGGUUGAAUUAAAAAAUAUUUAACAAUGAACAAAUUCAAGAUGAUUAAAUUGAAAUUAAGCUUAGAGAAAAAUAAAUAGGAAAGUAAGUAGACAAAUUUUUUGCUGCGAAAUUAGAUUUAGGUUCUAAAAAAAGAAUCGAAGACGCUCAAAGUUUAAUUGAAAAAUCCUUCAACAUGUAUCAAGGUAAGAGAAAGAUUUACUGUUCCGUAUACAAACCUUAAAAAUGAAAUUAUGAUUUAUUUAAUUUCUAUUAUAAUAAACCAAUAAAUUACAAUAUA
Paramecium tetraurelia is the source of this 1176-nucleotide messenger RNA. RefSeq lists its product as uncharacterized. The transcript has 3 exons. The record is from RefSeq and is a predicted model, not a curated record. Lineage: Eukaryota; Ciliophora; Oligohymenophorea; Peniculida; Parameciidae. Gene Ontology annotation, molecular function: nucleic acid binding.